AUGACAUCGGUAGAUGAAUUCGUCAAUUCAUCAGCAUGGCUUAUCAAGGUGUCGGGGGCGCAGCGCGGGCGCGAGCGGCAUGCGGCCCCGGCGGCAGACGCCAAUGGAGGUCGGCUAGCGGCGCGCGCGCAGCCCCCGCGCCCGCGUCCCCCGCACCGACCCGCCGACGCCAUGGACCCCGCCGACGCGCCGCGACACCGACCCCUCGCCUUCGACAAGAUGGAAAGUUUGAUAAAAGAAAUGCAAGAUCCAGAAACCGGUGUACCAGUGCGAAGUCAAAAACUAUUUCUCAGUGUUAUCCCAUCUGCUUUCAUGGGGUACGAUUUGGUUGAAUGGUUAAUGGAACGAUUUAAUUUGGAAGAAGCGAACAAUAUUGAAGCAAUAAACUUAGCUAAUCAACUAUGUCAGUAUGGAUACUUCUUUCCUGUCAACGAUUCAAAAAAUCUUGUUCUAAAGGACGACUCUUCUCUUUAUAGGUUUCAAAGUCCGUAUUACUGGCCUUGGCAAGGGCCUCGAGUGGCCGGUGGAGGAGCUAGUGCGCCAUCACUAGGCCCGGAUAAUGUUGAGUACGCCAUAUACCUCGUGAAGAGGACGCUGCGAAACAAACAGCGCCAUGGCCUCGAGGAUUACGAGCAAGAGGCGCUCGCGAACCUCAAGAAGAAUCUCGCCGCGAAAUGGGAUUUCAUCACCAUGCAAGCGGAGGAACAGGUGAGACUGGCGAAAGAGCGGAAGAAGGGGGAUAAAAUCGUCAGUGACAGCCAGGAGCGAGCGUAUUGGCGGGUAGCUCGUCCCCCGCCCGGUAUGCCCAGCCCACUAGAGCCAUGUCCGGUGCCUGUCCGGAUAAGGCAUCCCAGGCCAAAGAAGAGAUCCGUACACCAGUUGACGCGAGAGAUCGAACAUCUUAAAGCGAGCCUGGAUCGUACGAGAGUGAAGACGUCUAUUGCCCUGGAGGCCCUAGUGGCCUACUCCGAGACCUUCGCUCCAUACGAUCCUUGGCUUACGCCACCACAACCCUCGAACCCUUGGAUUUCGGACGAUACACUGUUUUGGCAGAUUAAUAGCCCACUAGUGGAGGUGCCGAGUGAGAAACGCGUUCAGCGCUGGGCCCUGUCGAUCGAGGAGCUGGUGUCGGAUCCCACGGGUCUGCAGGAGUUCACCAGUUUCUUACGCAAAGAGUACUCACACGAGAACAUUAGGUUCUGGCUGGCGGUCAUGGAUCUGCGGCGCAGUAGCACUAAGCAGAUACCAAAGAAGCUUGACGAGAUUUACGAGGAGUUCCUGAAGCCUGGCGCACCCUGCGAGAUCAACAUUGACGGCGCGACCGCCGAGCGCGUCAACGAAGGCCUCCGCAGCGGCUCCCGGUACGCCCUCGACCACGCGGCGGACCACGUGUACGGGCUGCUCCUCAAGAAGGACUGCUACCCGCGCUUCAUCCGCUCCGACCACUUCCAACGGCUGCUCGCCGAGGGGCGGAACGUAUAUCAGAAGAAAGCGAAGUUCUUCAACUUUGGUGGUCAAGUGAAGAAGAAGCCGGGGUCGACCAGCAGCGCUGGCCUGUCGCGGCGGCGCGGCUCGGAUCGGUCGCUGUCGGGCUCCGCGCACGAGCUCGCCGUGUGCGCCGCACAGCCGCCGCGCGCGCCCGAGCCGCCGCCGCACAGCCACUCGCAGUCGAACCUGUGCGACAUUCCAUUCAGAGAUCCUAUCGAUGACGACACAGCUGACGUCCUUCCUUGGGAAUGUUCCACGCGGGACGGGGUUUACGGCGGCAGCAGCAGGAGGCGUCAAGACUCCGCCGCUGACUCUGGCAGUUCGUCCUCCGACGUAAGCUCGGCGGUGGCGGUAGCGGAGCGCACGCGUCGACUCCCGCAGCAGAGCACUUUGGACGGAGGCCUUCGGGGGGCUCCGCCGCCUUUGCGGCGCCUGUCGGCGCACCCCCGCCACCCAUUAACCCCCGCACCGCCCCACCCGACGCCUACCAUCAGCGUCAGCUCCGCCCCCGACGAAGAGUCCGCUGACUCCCCGCCCGGCACCAACUCACCCGAAGAACGUCGCUCAGUCGCGCCGUCAGAAGAGCCUUCCUCGGUCUUCGCGUCGGCCGAUGCAACGCCAACCGAACCGGCUGUCCCCAAUUUCAAAUCUAUCGAGGAUCAGUGCGCGCUCGCUAUCGUGAAAACAAUCUCUACUACUAUUCCUAGUUGUGAUACAAGAAAUGAUGUUUUAGAUGUAGACGUUAAAGUGCAAAAUGAGUUAACAGCCGAAUUGCCGCCGGUAGAGUCGCACGAUGGCUCCGCAUCUUUCGUCGCGGAAACCAGUGACUCAGAUUUGACUAAGCCGUCGGAGGACGACGCACUUUUCGUGCGAAGGGCUACUUUGUCCCGAGAACCGUCAACGACGAAAGAAAUCAGUCCGGCCUCAUGUAAAGAAACUUUAAUUAGCGAACUCGGCGUUAUUUCUGACAGUGUGUCCGAUAAAAACGAGGAAGUAGAUGCAUUAGAGACACCUUGUUCUACGGAGGCACUGAUUGAACCGGACAAAGAGGUUGCGAGCCCGCGUGAGAAUAAUCCAGCCAUGGCGCUGAGGUCGGAUUCUGUAGAGAUGACUGGUAAGAAUGCAGUUAUCGAAUCACCGAUUAGUGUAUGCAGAGCUGCGGUGGUUACGGCGGUAGUAGAGACGCCGUUGAUCCGGCCGAUAGCGCCUCUGGCCGUUUGCGAAGACAUUGGGGUAGACGAAGACAACUUGGAUAGAGUGCCUUCGUUGCCUCCGCAGCGAAUCACGGGCGACUGCAAGGCCGCAUCCGAGUCUGAUGCGAUGAAGAAAAUUGCUCAUAAAGACGAGGUGUCGUCGGUUUCUGAAUCAAAUAUUGUUAAGAGAGAUAGUAAAGGCGGUAUCAGUGAGUGCAAGCAGCGGAACGACAUAUGUCCAUGGGAGGACGAGAAUUCCUGCGAGAGUGACGCGCCCUUUGUUAAAACUUAUGCUACUUUAGGUUAUUUA
This is a messenger RNA of Iphiclides podalirius (scarce swallowtail), 2991 nucleotides long. The record is from the annotation of a GenBank genome assembly. NCBI's taxonomy places the organism in Eukaryota, Metazoa, Arthropoda, Insecta, Lepidoptera, Papilionidae.